Paramecium pentaurelia is the source of this 1795-nucleotide messenger RNA. The record is from the annotation of a GenBank genome assembly. Lineage: Eukaryota; Ciliophora; Oligohymenophorea; Peniculida; Parameciidae.
AAUGUAGAACUUUAAUAAUGUUAUUGAUUAUCUAAAGGGAGAAGUAUUGGAUAGAGAGGAGGAGUGGAAAAAAGAAAGACAAGAAUAUUAAGUAAUUAUUAUUUUGAUAUGAAACAGACUGCAAUAAUUGAAUUGAAGGGAUAAUUGGAAGAGUAGAGGAAUCUGAACAAAUAACUCAUAGAAAGGCUUGAAAAAUUAGAAUAAUUUAAGGUUUAAUUAAAACCAAUAGCAGAUAAUAUAAAGCUGCAAACUAAAAAAAAAUUUCAUCAUCGUGUAAAAAGUGAUAAUGGUACAUUUUUAAAAAGUGAAAUGAAUGAUUAAAAGUUAAUAACUCAACCAAAUAUUGAGAAAAUAUUAUAGAAGGAUAAGAAACCUCUUCUACAAAAGUAAUUAAUAUAAUAAAUUUAGCUUUCUUAAAGAAUUGAAAAAUGAAGAGUUUCAAGAAGAUUAAGUUUAAAAUUAAAUAUAAAUUCAUUCACCUAUAAAUUUAUAGUUACUCUAAAGUGCAAAAAUAAAUUAAAUUUUAAUAAAUCAGAAUACUUAUAAUACAUGUUCAUAAAGAUAAAAACAUCAUCAUCAAAGAAGUAAUAGUAAUGGAGCUUCAGAAUUACUUAACUUUGCAUUAUAAAGGAAAAAACAAACUCUAGAAACAAGCUAAAAUGAAUUAAAUAGUAUGAGUAUGACAGAGAGAGAAAUAAUUGUUGGAAAAGAGAUCUUCUCAACAAAAGGACAAUUAAGAAGUCAUUUGGAUGGAGUAAGAUCAAUCUUAUUUUAAAAUAAUUAUAUAGUAACAGCUUCUGAAGAUUGUACAAUAAAAUUAUGGAAUAUUAAUGAUAUUUAAUAAAUGAAUGCAUAGACUCAUUUAGAACCUAUCUAAACUAUUAGAUGUAAAUUAAAUAAUAUAUAUUAUAUAAAUAGAACAUGAUCGACCAAUAUUUACAAUGACUUCAUAUUAUAAGUCUCCUCAAAUACAUUUGUAUUCUGCAGGAGUUGAUGGAACUAUAAGAACAUAUAUAGUAACAACAAAUUAAUGUUUUUCUUGGAGAGCUCAUACAGAUGUUAUAUGGUCUUUGAAACAUCAUCCUCAUGAUUAAAGAUUGUUAUCAUCUUCUGCAGAUGGAUCUGUAAAGAUGUGGAAAUCUCUUGGUGUUUGUUAUUAAUAUGAUUUAAUAAGAAAAGGGAAUUUAAAUUUAGAAAUGUUGUAAAAUCCUUUAGCUAAUUUUACAUUCAAGAAAUCAAUGACUGGAUUAUCCAUACCAACAGCUAUUGAAUGGAUUUGUAAAGGAUUUAAUGAAAAUAUCAUUUGUGGAUAUAGUGAUACAUUAACAUUCAUUGUAUAUGAUGUUACUACUGUUAAAGCAAUUUAAUAAAUUAGAUUUGAUCUUGACAAUUAAUUUAAUGCCUUUGCUUAACCAAAUAAAAUUCUAUUUAAUAAUGAACUUAAAUACAUUGUUUCUGGUCAUGAUGAUAAUAAAAUUAGAUUUUUUGAUUUGAAUUCAAGCAAAGUUUGUAAAACUCUAAUUGGCCAUACAGAUGCUGUCACUGAUUUAUGUUUAUUCUCAAAGAAUAUAUAUCAAUUAGCAAGUGUGAGUCAUGAUGGAAGUAUGAGAACAUGGGAUAUUCGAAAAUUCUAAUGUUUACAUGAAAUACCAGUAAAUAUAUUAAUUCAUUAAUUUAGGCACAUAAAUAAAAGUAUGAUGAAGGAAUCUAUACAAUAGCAAGUAAUAAUUAAUUUGUUGCAACAGGUGGAGCUGAUGGAAUAGUUAAAAUAUUUAAUCACCAAGAUGUUAUAUGA